Molecule: messenger RNA, 1059 nt
Organism: Geodia barretti
Lineage: Eukaryota; Metazoa; Porifera; Demospongiae; Tetractinellida; Geodiidae
Source: the annotation of a GenBank genome assembly
AUGGUCCCUACUGCGUUGAUCCUUGGGGCGUUCGCGUUGAUCAGCGGUUGGUACGCUGCACGAAUCCACCGCGGCCCGCGCCCGCAGAUUCGCAGACGGCCUCCAGAGCCCCAUGCGCGUCCGGCCGACUCCUCUGGUCGACAGGUCCAGCGGUGGGAGAGGCCGAACGAGCUUCUUCGAUCGAUCAACGAGGAGCACGCGAAGGCGACGAAGGAGGUAGAGACGUUGAAAGAGAAGAGAGAAGAGACGGUGAAACUAGUGAAAGGCGCCGAAAAACUCGGUCUUAACCUGCGCAACUUGAAUAUUGUCAGACUAGUCGGAUCGAGUGCCGGCUUCGCAGGAGCCUUUGUUAGCGGCUUGGGAAUCGCACUGGUUUUAUUUACUGUUAGAACAACCGAUGAAACAGCUACACUGGCUGGGAUAGUGGGAGGAGGGGUGGCUGGUGUCGCGGGUACAACAGUGGCCUACAUCGCGGGCUGCUUCCGGAGUAGGUGGGAGAAUCAAUAUCGCACCAAACUGAGGGAAACGGUGAAAGAGGACAGACGGCAGUGCGUACAAGUUGGAAUCUUGUUCAAUUGUUUUGAGAAAUAUUACGUGUGUGUGGUAAAGUCAGGUAAUUUGCCUCAGGGUCUUGUAACUUCUUACAAAGCCCAGAUUAGAGCUGCUUUUUUGCAAAAGCGUAUGGAGGUACGUGCAAUUACAGACGCUAUCAAUGAUAUUAUAAACAAGCUGAAUGCUCCCGAAGAAAGAAGAAAUGGAAAAUCAACAAUAGAAUUAAUAUUGAGCAGUGGUGCUUGGGUGAAUACAGCAAUAACGGUAUGGAAGAAUUUUGGUUCUUUUGCUACUGAAAACAUCGAUCUAGUGGUGGCUGUUGCUGCUUUUCAGCUGUUGGCUACAAUUGGUGUGGGCACUCUCUUUGUGCUGAUAAGCACUUCUCUCAGUUUCAAUUCCAACUUUGCAGAAGAAAUUUGCAAGAAUUUUUCACAGUUCAGUGUUGAAGAAGAAAGGUUGUGUCGGCUGUUAGCCAGAGUGGACCUCUGUGAACCUCAUACCUUCUGA